CGUUAGGACGUUUUUUUGUAAUUCAGGGGAAACUGUAGAAUUAAAGAAUGACUACAUUGUUUGAAAAAUAGUACAAUAAUACAAAGGUGGAGUGUAGUCUGGAGCUAGUCAACGGUUGAAAAACAUUCUCGCAACCAUUAAGCGUCUACGAAUGCUGUUGACUGUACAUAAAUCAAUUGAAAAUGAACUUGAUUUACUCGGUGAUCGUUCUUUGCGCAACCGGAAUGUAUUUACCUGAAAGCCCUGCGCCAGUUAUGUCAACAAAAAACUCGACGCAAAACAUCUUAAUCUUGGGGGGUAAUGGAUUUCUCGGCAGUUCCCUGGUUGCCAAAAUUGUACAAUUUCACCGGUAUAAAGUGACAACCUUAAACCGCGGACGGCAAUACUUCGAUUCAAAGACGCGUGUCGAGCCAAAUGUGCACCAAAUUUUGUGCGAUCGCAGUGCUAUCUACGACUGCGCAGAUCUACUGACCUCAUCAGAGUAUUACGAUGCGGUCGUGGAUUUUUCAUCAUACUACAUGGAAGAUAUGCAGGAAAUACUGAACGCGUUACGUGGAAGAAUCGGUAGAUACAUCUUCAUCAGCUCUGACUCGGUCUAUGAAGUUUGCAUCAAGACUUCUCAUAAUGGACCGAGUCGUGAAGAAGAUGCAGUAAGACCACGUGACCCUCGAGCUAGACAUGAUUUGAACAUGCGUGAUUAUUAUGGUCAUCAAAAACUAGGAUGCGAAGAAGUGCUGGAAAAUGAACGAAGAUAUUCGGGGAUCAACUUUAUCUCUCUUCGUUUGCCUGACGUCAUAGGUCCACGUGACACAACCAACCGAUUUUGGAACUACCAACUGUGGUUGCUCACGCAUCGACUGGACGAGUCGUUAGGACCAGUACAUUUGAAUCCAAACGAAAAUCGACCAAUCAGUUUCGUGUAUUCAGAAGAUAUCUCGGAACUCAUUAUCCAACUUUUUAACUCGGACCUGGAUGUAUACAAUGAUGCAUACAAUGUCGCGUUCCCACCCGUAACUCUCGAAGAAUUCCUUAAAAUAAUGGCUGAAUCGUUGGGAAUAGAUAUAAAGUACAAAAGGACAAAUGAAGCCAAUAUCCACUGGUAUCCAUCGGUGACCCGUGGACCGUUAAACACAACGAAAGUUUUUGAUAUGCUAAAUUGGCAACCAUCUUCUAUCGAGGUGGCUGUCAGGCAUUCUUGUGAGUUUUUCAAGCACGCAAUGUCCGUAGAAGAGUUUCAAAGACGUAGAGAUGACAUUUUAAGACGAUAUUUACCAAACCGCGAAGCGAGAGACGCGUUUCUGAAGAGGCAAAUAGGUCAUAAAGAGCUCCAGCAACCCACUACUUCAUUAUAAUGUGAAUAUUAAUUUACUAGAAAUAUUUGAGUGAUCAAGUACAUUCUAGUAAUACAAGAUACCUAAUAAUUUAAAUAAAGAGCGGCAAUUUUCAGCCGUCACGAGUUUUA
This is a messenger RNA of Xenia sp. Carnegie-2017, 1462 nucleotides long. RefSeq lists its product as uncharacterized. Gene Ontology annotation, biological process: beta-D-galactose catabolic process via UDP-galactose, Leloir pathway. The record is from RefSeq and is a predicted model, not a curated record. The transcript is spliced from 2 exons. Gene Ontology annotation, cellular component: cytosol. Gene Ontology annotation, molecular function: UDP-glucose 4-epimerase activity. Lineage: Eukaryota; Metazoa; Cnidaria; Anthozoa; Malacalcyonacea; Xeniidae. The coding region runs from base 183 to 1352 and encodes 389 amino acids.